UGUUCGUCUCGUUUUUGAGGUUUGCGAUGUUUUUUCAACCACCAGACGAUAAAGACAAACAGCCACAAUCACAACCAACAAAAUCUCGGAAACGCUCCCGACGGAAGGGAAAACGGAAAGCGUCAUUAGCGAAUAACUUAAAGAAUUUCAAGAAGAAAAACGGGUUUGUAGAUACGAUGUCUGCUUGGGCUGAGAGCUUCACGGUUGCAGCCACUUGGCAGUUGAAACACCAGUUGGCCUAUUGGAAAGCACGAGCUAAGUCUUUGGAAUACGAGAAUAACGUACUGCACGAUGUUAUUCGGAAAAAUUGUUUUAAAUCUUUCCCUACAACGUGUGAAACUGAUCAAGCAGAAGCCCAUGUACAAUACGGAUCAAGCCAGCAAAAUCAUGAGAAUUUAUCAGUAUCACCAGAAAGCGAGGAAGAAUUGGAAUCAAAUGACGACAAUAUGACUCUAGAAGAAAAUAGUGAAGAUGAAGAAUUGGAAGUUAGUGAAGAAUGGAUUGAAUUUUUAAAACAGAAUGCUAAAUAUAAAGAAGAAGCAAGACUCGAAAGAGAGCGUUUGAAGGCCAAAAUGGCGGAGAUUUCCGUCACUGAUCAACUAGAAGCUGGCCCAUCGGGCCCUCCAAAAAAUAAAACUGAAGAACUACAAGAGUUAUAUGGGGAAAAAUGGAAAAGGAUAGCAGCCAUAGAAAUGUCGGUACAGUCGCAAUUUAUAAGUAAUAGUGAUAGGAGUAAACCUAUGUACUGGCCCAAUAUACCUUUUAAUUUUAGCUAGAAUUAGGUUUGCUCCCCAAGGAGAUUGUCGUGGAGAUCCUUGGGGGAGGCCUAUGCCCAGCAGUGGGCAUUGUACGGCUGAUGAUGAUGAGGUUUGCUCCCGGAAAAAUCAUCUUUAAGCUCAAAUAUUAUAGUAACAUAAGCAGUCUACAUAAGUCCUACUGCUGGGGAAAGGUCUCCUCAACCAACCAGAGGGUGUAUAUAUUGAACUGCCUUAUCCCUCAUGUAGUGGUUAUUCUGGCUGAUAUAGUUAUUAAUUGUGCUCUUUAAAUGUUUGUAUGUAAGUUUGUAUAAAUGUUAAUAGCCUUAAUGCCAAUUAUAACUUUUAAGAAUUAUAUAUAAAUAGAACAACAACAAUACAAUUCAAGCUAAACAAACGGACACAUAUUCUAGCAGGGUUUCCACAACUACCAGCUAAGUUUGACAACUCCAUACCUAACAUGUUUCUGUAAUGAAUUCUAGAUAGUGAAUGUAAUGUAACCAUUUAUUUUUAGCUAGGUUAUUAAUAUUACAACAAAGGAAGUUCAUUAGUUAAAUUAAUUAGUGUUUUUAUAAAAUUACAAUACUUAUUGUACAUUUUCUUAAUAAAAAAAGUAAUAUUUUUUUUGGUUAAAAA
Messenger RNA from Pectinophora gossypiella (pink bollworm), 1391 nucleotides. Its product is annotated as gem-associated protein 8-like. The coding region runs from base 27 to 776 and encodes 249 amino acids. Gene Ontology annotation, cellular component: SMN complex. The transcript has a single exon. Gene Ontology annotation, biological process: spliceosomal snRNP assembly. Lineage: Eukaryota; Metazoa; Arthropoda; Insecta; Lepidoptera; Gelechiidae. The record is from RefSeq and is a predicted model, not a curated record.